CUUCAACUAAUUCCAAACCCAUGAACCCAUCACUCCCCAACGCCACUACCUCCAUGACCCUUUGCCAUUUCCUUCAAUAGCAUUUUUCAUUUUCUCUAUUUUUUCUUCCCUUCUCAGUAAUGGAUCCUUGCCCCUUCGUCCGCCUCACCGUCGGCAACCUUGCACUCAAGAUUCCCGUUGCUUCCAAACCUGCUCGCUCCCUUGUUCAUCCUUCCUCUUCUCCAUGUUUCUGCAAAAUCAAACUCAAGAAUUUUCCAGUACAGUCCGCCGUCGUUCCCUUUAUUCCACCGGAGAGUAACGUCCCGGAUAACCAGGUUCAGCCAAUCGCUGCCACGUUUCACCUCGGAAAGCUCGAUCUCGACCGUCUCGCUGGGAAAUCCAUCUUCGCUGGCAAGCUCUGCCUUAAAAUCUCGAUCUACACCGGCCGGAGAGGCACCACCUGCGGCGUCAACGCUGGGAGGCUGCUAGGAAAAGUUUCUGUCCCGCUCGACCAACUGGCCGGAACGGUGUCGAAGGCCACCGUGUUCCACAGCGGGUGGAUCAGUGUGGGAAAGGAAGCCAAAGGCUCUACCGCGCAGUUCCAUCUGAAUGUGAAGGCUGAACCCGAUCCUAGGUUCGUUUUCCAAUUCGACGGCGAACCAGAAUGCAGCCCGCAAGUUUUUCAGAUCCAAGGCAACAUUUCACAACCUGUCUUCACCUGCAAGUUUAGCUUUAGAAACACCGGCGACCGAAAUCAACGGUCCAGGUCGUUACAGUCGGAGGCGGGAAGUUCUAGAAGCUGGUUGAGCUCGUUUGGGAGUGAGAGAGAACGGCCUGGGAAGGAGCGUAAGGGAUGGUCGAUAACGGUUCAUGAUCUCUCCGGUUCGCCAGUCGCGGCAGCUUCAAUGGUCACGCCGUUCGUCGCUUCGCCCGGUUCGGACCGGGUAAGCUGUUCAAACCCCGGUUCGUGGCUCAUCCUUCGGCCCGGUGAUGGUACGUGGAAGCCGUGGGGGAGACUCGAGGCGUGGCGCGAGCGCGGCGGCUCCGACGGCCUCGGUUAUCGAUUCGAGCUUAUUCCAGACACGAACGGCGGCAUGAGCGCUGCCGGAAUAGUCCUUGCCGAGUCAACGCUUAGUUCAAACAAGGGAGGGAAGUUCGUCAUCGAUUUAAGCUCGCGCGUCGGGUCCGGCGGUUCCAACGGUCGCGCCACGCCGGGGAGCGCGACGUCGCCGGUGUGCAGCCCGAGGAGUAGCGGCGACUAUGGUUACGGGCUUUGGCCUUAUUGCAUGUACAGAGGGUUCGUGAUGUCGGCGAGCGUGGAGGGUGAAGGGAGGUGCAGCAAGCCAACGGUGGAGGUUAGCGUUCCGCACGUGAACUGCACGGAGGAUGCAGCGGCGUUCGUGGCGUUGGCCGCUGCCGUUGAUCUGAGCGUGGAUGCCUGCAGGCUUUUCUCUCAGCGGCUGAGGAAGGAGCUGUGCCAGCAAAUGGAGUCGCUUGGCUGAUUCCGCAUUGCGCUGUCGUUUCGUGCUUUUGCCCCCUGUCGUUGUGGCUUUUUUCUUUGAUUUUCUCUCCCUUUUUUUUCGUCAAUUAUGGGAAAUCAAGAAAAAGCUUUUUUAUUUUUUUUUUCUUGUUAUUACGUAUAUGUAAUUUUUGCACAACUCUUGAACUGACUCAUCACUCACGUGUGUCAUAGUCUUCUAUU
Arachis ipaensis is the source of this 1681-nucleotide messenger RNA. Its product is annotated as formin-like protein (DUF1005). Lineage: Eukaryota; Viridiplantae; Streptophyta; Magnoliopsida; Fabales; Fabaceae. The record is from RefSeq and is a predicted model, not a curated record.